UCCACUCUGAUACUUCCGAGGGCUAUUUUGCGACUGUUAAGAAACGCCGAACUCGUAUCGAAGGAGUAUCAGACCCUGAAUUCGAAAAAGCCGUAUAUUUCCUUUUAGCUGACAACAAUCUACUUUUAGCUUGUGAGAUUGGUGACAAUGAUUUAAUUGAAAAGUUAAUUAGUCGAGGAGUAAACGUUAACCUUAGGGAUCCGAUCGGUCGAACUGCACUUCAUUUUGCAGUACAUGAGGGCAACAUUAGGGCUAUCAAAAUGUUGCUUGAAGCAGGAGCACGUCCCAAUGUUAUGGAUAAUGUCGGUAUGACACCACUCCAGAUAUGCAUCAUGAGGAGGCCAUCUGUGGAAGUUGCAAAACUUUUAUUUGAUUACGGGGCCGUGAUUUUACCUCGGGUAAAACCUCUAAGUACAGGAUUAUUUUUACAAUUUACUAUGAUGUGUACUCCAACGCCAGAAGAGACUGAACUUCUCGCUUUGUUGCUUGAGAAAGGAGCUUUGAUCAACGAUCCCAAUGUACCAGGCGGGCGAUCAGUGUUACAUUUUGCUGCCAUGAGCAAUAACUGCAAGCUCAUUCAGGUUUUAGUCGAUCUUGGCGCCAAUCUUUUUGCCAAAAACCAUAGGGGUGAGACUCCCUAUGAUGUUGCUGUAACUUUCAGGUGUAAAGAAGCAAUAACCUGUUUAAAGGACCUCAUGUUUCCUAAUACUACAAGUCAAGAAUUUAGAUUGAAAUUAGGUAAUUAUAUAUAAUACAGCACUGCUCUGCCCAAAAACGUUGCUUGUGAAGUUUUUAAAUUAAUGUGUGAAGCAGUAUGUAUUCAAUUUAAUUAAAAAGUUACCUUAUUGCUAUUGA
This is a messenger RNA of Leguminivora glycinivorella, 855 nucleotides long. Its product is annotated as putative ankyrin repeat protein RF_0381. The transcript has 4 exons. NCBI's taxonomy places the organism in Eukaryota, Metazoa, Arthropoda, Insecta, Lepidoptera, Tortricidae. The coding region runs from base 261 to 752 and encodes 163 amino acids. Gene Ontology annotation, molecular function: protein binding. The record is from RefSeq and is a predicted model, not a curated record.